AUGAACCUGGAGCAUCGUAUUAAGGCCUACCGGUUCGUCACUUAUUCCGCUGUAACCUUUUCGGUGGUAGCCGUCAUCUCUGUGUGCACUACGUUACCAAUGGUUUACAACUAUGUGCACCAUGUGAAGCGACAAAUGCAUAAUGAGGUGAACUUUUGCAAGGACUCUGCUCGCGACAUAUGGACAGAAGUUGGACAGCUCAAGACCGCUUCACAACAGUUGAACAGGACGACGCGUCAGGCCGGCUACGGUAACUGCCAGGCAUGCUGCACAGGCGGGCAAGCAGGACCACCAGGAAUGCCAGGAAACCCAGGGAGACCCGGAAAUCCGGGAGCACCAGGAAUUCCUGGAAAUCCUGGACGACCUCCAGUCCAACCCUGCGAUCCAAUUCCGAUCCCACCGUGUAAGCCCUGCCCACAAGGAAGACCAGGACCGCCAGGCCCUAUCGGUCCACCAGGGGAACCUGGAGCUUCUGGAAACCCAGGUGCCCCCGGAAACGAUGCAAUGCCAGGACCACCUGGACCAAAAGGGCCCCCUGGACCUCCAGGAAAAGCAGGAGCGCCAGGUAACCCUGGUCAGCCUGGAGCGAACGCACCGUCCGAACCUCUUGUUCCUGGACCUCCCGGACCACCUGGACCUCCUGGACCUCAAGGACCACCCGGACCAAGUGGAGCUCCAGGACACCCUGGUGCACCAGGGGCACCUGGCGAGAAAGGCCCACGAGGACAAGACGGACAUCCAGGAGCUCCUGGAAAUGCUGGACGUCCUGGACAACCUGGUCAGCCUGGAACGCCGGGGGAGCGUGGUGUCUGCCCAAAGUACUGUUCUAUAGAUGGAGGUGUAUUCUUCGAGGAUGGAACACGCCGCUGA
Molecule: messenger RNA, 870 nt
Organism: Necator americanus (New World hookworm)
Lineage: Eukaryota; Metazoa; Nematoda; Chromadorea; Rhabditida; Ancylostomatidae
Exons: 3
Coding region: 1-870 (289 amino acids)
Molecular function (GO): structural constituent of cuticle
Source: RefSeq, a predicted model, not a curated record